Cantharellus anzutake is the source of this 984-nucleotide messenger RNA. RefSeq names its product Aldo/keto reductase. Bases 1 to 984 code for a protein of 327 amino acids. NCBI's taxonomy places the organism in Eukaryota, Fungi, Basidiomycota, Agaricomycetes, Cantharellales, Hydnaceae. Gene Ontology annotation, cellular component: cytosol. The record is from RefSeq and is a predicted model, not a curated record. Gene Ontology annotation, molecular function: aldose reductase (NADPH) activity. The transcript has 4 exons.
AUGGGUCCAAGUAUCACGACCACUAUCAAAUUGCCUAACGCCACCACACCCGGUGCGACGAUCCCCGCCAUCGGCCUCGGCACUUGGCAGUCGCCCGCCGAGCAAGUGACCGAUGCCGUGGCUUACGCAUUGUCUGAGGCCGGUUAUCUCCACAUCGAUUGCGCGCUUGCGUACGAGAACGAGAAAGCAGUCAAGGAGGGCCUAAAAAAGAGUGGCGUGAAACGCGAGGAUAUCUUCAUCACCAGUAAAGUCUGGAGCACUUACCUCGAGAGGGUCGAGGAAUGUGUAGACAAAAUCUUGGAGAAUUUGGGUAUUGAUUACAUCGAUUUGCUUUUGAUCCACUGGCCGAUUGCGUUGAACCCUAAUGGGAACCAUCCAUUGUUCCCGACAACACCAGAUGGAAAAUUCGACAUUGAUCACAACCAUGACCUUAGCAAGACUUGGAAGGCUUUCGAGGAUGUGCAGAAGAAAGGCAAAACGAAACAUAUCGGGGUGUCUAAUUUUUCGGAAUACACUCUCCUCAAGAUUCUCCCUACCGCCACAAUCAAACCCGCCGUCAACCAAAUUGAACUUCAUCCUUACCUUCCUCAGUGGAAGUUGCUCAAGUACCUGGAGUCAGAAGGCAUCGUCCCACAAGCAUACUCCCCACUCGGUUCCACAAACAGUCCGAUUUUGAAGGACGACGUAAUUGUCGAGCUUGCACAGAAAUACGGUGCCGAGCCUGCUCAGAUCGUUAUCGGGUGGUUUGGUAGGUCCCAAUCCCAUUUUGUCCCCUCUUUCACAAAGUCCAUGGCUAAGAAUAUCAUCGUGCUUCCCAAAUCCGUUACACCCUCACGUAUCCUCACCAAUUCGAAACCUGCCAAUCUUUCCGCUGAGGAUAUCGCCAAGAUCGAUGCGCUUUCCGACAACCCGGAGAAGGCGAAACGCUUCAUCAAACCUCCUUGGGGAGUUAAGGUUGGCUUUGAGGAUUGGGAUUUGGCCUGA